Messenger RNA from Hemibagrus wyckioides, 1618 nucleotides. RefSeq names its product sorting nexin-10A-like. Gene Ontology annotation, molecular function: phosphatidylinositol binding. The coding region runs from base 1 to 810 and encodes 269 amino acids. The record is from RefSeq and is a predicted model, not a curated record. The transcript has 6 exons. Lineage: Eukaryota; Metazoa; Chordata; Actinopteri; Siluriformes; Bagridae. Gene Ontology annotation, biological process: intracellular protein transport.
AUGCAGAAACAUCUUGAGGCCCAUAUGGCAGCUGUAACUGUUGCUAUUUCUGCAAUCUGUGACAUCUCUGAAAUGGAGGACUCUCUUUUGAAGAAGGAAUUUGUAAGUGUAUUGGUGCGGGAUCCACAGCUUCACAAAGAAGAUUUCUGGCACACAUGUAUCGACUACGAGAUCUGUCUCCAUCUCAGAUUUUCCAGGGAUGCAACACAAAAGCAUUUUCACAAAAGGAUGCAACAGAAAUGCUGUAUUUUUCCAAAUCUAUUCCACAUGUUUAUGCUGUUUCUUUGUGUCCUUAGCCAGUUGCCAAAACUUCCUUCUGCUAACCUUUUCUUCAGCCUCAGCAACACAUUGCAGGUGGCCCAGCAUAUGGAGGGACUGCAGAGGUUUUUGGAAGCAGUGCUGAAGGUGCCCCUUCUGUUGUCGGACAGUCAUUUGCACUUGUUUCUGCAAUCCCAGCUGAGUAUUGACAAAAUCGAGGCAUGUGUGCAGGGCCAGACUAGUUACACUGUGGCUGACUCUAUCCAAUGCUAUGUAUAUGACACACACUUUCCUCUGGAGGAUAAGGGCAAAAGCCCCUGCAAUUCAGACUGUGAAAGCACCUCCUUUUCAGGCCUGGGCAUUAGCAUAGGCUCAGCUGCUCCUAUUGAAAUGUCCACCCAAAACGGGAGUCUUGACAACCAAUUCCUGGCCAUGGCACUAGACCCAGAGCCCUUCAGAUGUUCAUCUUCAUCUCCUGAGUGUCAGCAAGACACACACUUAUUAGUGGUGCUUGAAAAGCAUCACUAUUAUUAUUCCUCAUACUUAUUAUAGUUAGUGGUGCUUGCUAUGCAAAGUAUCACUAUUACUAUUUGAUGGACUUAUUAGUGGUGCUUGCUAUGCAAAGCAUCACUAUUACUAUUCCUCAUACUUAUUAAUAGUGGUACUUGCUACGCAAAGCGUCACUAUUACUAUUCGACAGACUUAUUAUAAGUGGUGCUUGAAAAGCAUCACUAUUAUUAUUCCUCAUACUUAUUAUAGUUAGUGGUGCUUGUUAUGCAAAGCAUCAAUAGAAUAGAAUAGAAUAGAAUAGAAUAGAAUAGAAUAGAAUAGAAUAGAAUAGAAUAGAAUAGAAUAGAUGUUUAUUGUCAUUGUACCAUGUUGCAUGUACAACGAAAUUUUAAAAAAUGUCAACCAGUCAAAAAGUGCAGCAGUCAUACAUGCAUUCAAACCUUCAACAAUUAAAAAAAAGUACUAAUUAGUAUAGAAAAAAAAAUAAAAUAAAUAAAUAGAUAUGGAAAUGGUAUACUAAAAUAAGUUAAGACAGCUCUUCCCACACACAAUCACAUUCAUCUUCUAUCUAUUGCACAUCUCAUGUAAACAGUGUUUUUUGAUUACUGAGUGCAGUUAUUCAGUUAUUCAUGAUAAUAAACUAGGCGCCACACAAAAACCCAUACAUCAAUUCAACACAUUUGAAGUUCUUUAUACUAACUUAAUGUAUGCAGCUACAAAUAAUAAGUUCACAGAGUCAGUUCCACUAAUUGUUAUUUACAGACCCCCAGGGCCAUACUCUGAAUUCCUCAGUGAAUUUGGAGAUUUUACUUCAAACCUUGUUGUUUCUUUAGACAAAGCAUUAAUAGUA